Molecule: messenger RNA, 756 nt
Organism: Miscanthus lutarioriparius
Lineage: Eukaryota; Viridiplantae; Streptophyta; Magnoliopsida; Poales; Poaceae
Source: the annotation of a GenBank genome assembly
AUGAGGAGCAGCGAGGCCAUGGAGCUCCUGGGCUUCCCUCCCUACUCCCGCCCAUCCCCUUCCGAGGUGAAGGCUGCGUAUAGAAGAAUGGUGAUGGAGUCCCAUCCUGAUCGCGUCCCAACGCAUCUGAAAUCGCAGGCUGAGUCAAAAUUCAAGGAGAUAGCAGAAGCAUAUUCUUGUUUGAAGGAUGGAAGAAGAUCAGGGAGUAGGAUGGAAGGCCCGAGCGUUCCUCCAGAGGCAUCAAGAAGGCUAAACCAUGCUGCUUCAACCGCGUCCUCCCGUGCGUUGCCAUGGCUCAUGGAGGAAGAAAGGCAAGAAAAAGACCAAACCACGCUAGCACUGCCUCUGGGCGACCUCGAUUUCUCCAGGUGCAGUCUAGGUCCACGGCCAGUUCCUGCCGCCGGCUUACAGCUUCCGCCUCCACCUGACACCCGCCUUAAUGGCCCGCAUUCUGACUACUCGCGCCUUUCUUGCUGCCAUGAUCUGAACCAGACGAGCUCCACCUCUCAGGCUGUUACCGCCAUGGGCACGCCGGCCACCUGUUCGACAAAAUGCAGCAGCUGCGGAAGCAGUGGUGUUGGUCUUACUGCUACAACCCGGAAAGAUCCAGCUAUAAAUGAUUUUGCCCUAAAGGCCAGGUCGAGCACUGUUAAGAGUAAGACUAAUCCUAUUAAUGUGUAUCCAAUUAAAUUGGAAGUUGACUCCAAUGAUUCUUUCUGUGUAUCCAGUUAUCAGGUUCUGUUGACGUUUAUCUAA